UGUGCCCGCUGCUUCCGGUCCCGUAACCUCGCCUCCUCCGAAGCUGGGAACUCGGAGAGGAAAAUGGCCGCUGUGGAUACAGACCUGCGCGAGCCAGAAAUGGAAGAUGGUGAUAUAUCUGAAAGAAGCAUUGAUGAAAAUGGUGAAGUAUCAGAAGCAGAGAAGCCUCAGAUUAUUAAGCACAAUAAACACAAGAAAAAGAAACACAAGCAUCGGAGCAAGCAUAAAAAACACAAACACGCUCCUGAAGAGGAAAAAGAGAAAAAACACAAACAUAAACAUAAGCAUAAGAAGCAUAAACGGAAAAAUGAUGAUGGCAAAGAUGACAUUUCACCCUUAAAAAGAGCAAAGCUUGAUGACUUUGCAUUGCUGGAGGACCUUGAAAAGCAAAGAGCUUUGAUUAAAGCAGAGCUUGAUAACGAGUUAAUGGAAGGUAAAGUGCAUUCUGGCAUGGGCUUGAUAUUGCAGGGGUACAAUUCAGGGUCUGAAGAAGGAGAGAUUAAUGAAAGAAUUCGCAAUGGCAAGAGAGUCUCCACCAAGUCAAACCUAAAAGCAAAACAGGAUCUUUACUCAAAAAAUUCUUCUAAAAAAAGGUCUAGGAGCAAGUCCAAAGAGAAGACCAAGCACAAGACAGAAAAGAAAAAACCUAAAGCUAACUCUGAAGCUGUUAAAGAAAAACCACCUAGGAGUAGGUCCAAGGAACGUCGAAAAUCUAAAAGUCCCUCUAAAAGGAAUCGUUCCCAGGAGCAGCCAAAAAAGUCACCAGCAUUGCGAAGGCAAUCCCCUGAAAAAAAUAUUAGGUCUAAGUCCCCCCUUGAGGAUAGAGUCAAAACCAGAGACAGGAAAAAAUCGCCUGUAGCUAUUGAAAACAGAGUAAAAGAUCGUAGUAGGAAGUCUAAAUCUCCUUUGCCAAGGCGAAGCAAAUCCAAAGAGAGGAGGUCAAAGUCUAAAGAGCACAAACCUAGAAGGUCCGACUCCGAGAAGGAAAAGAAGCCCCUUCCCAAGUCACCUUCAAAAGAUGCAUCUUCUGGCAAGGAAAACCGCUCACCAGGAACCCGACCAGUCUGCAACCCAAGUGAAAGGAGUCUAACUCCUAAUCAGCGUGAAAGCAAUUUUAGUCAUGGUAAAUCUCCACCUCCUCCUGAUAGGAAAAUGAAACCAUCUCCCCCUCGAACACAGUCCUCUCCAAGGAGAGCAAAGAGCAAAUCUAUAGAAAGGAAAAGAUGGGAACCUGAGAGGAGGCAAUUGUCUUUACCUAGACCACGAGCCAGAGAUGAGGGGCUUGCAAGACAUGAUAGAACAAAAGAAACUAGCCCUCCUCGGUGGUCUCCUAGGAGGCGUUUAAGUAGGUCACCUCUAAGAAGAAGAUCACGGUCACCUAUUAGGCGUAGUAGAUCUCCCCGUCGAAGGAGCAGAUCUCCGCUUCACAGAAGAGAGAGAGGCAGAAGAAGUAGAUCACGUCUCAGAAGGAGGUCGCGCUCCCGUGGUGGUCGAAAUCGCAGAAGGAGAAGCAGGAGUAGAGACAAAGAAGAUAAGUUUAAAGGAAGCCUUUCUGAGGGAAUGAAGAUAGAACAAGAGUCAUCUGAUGAAAAUCUAGAGGAUUUUGAUGUUGAAGAAGAAGAUGAAGAAGCCCUUAUUGAACAAAGGCGACAGCAAAGGCUGGCAAUUGUAGAGAAAUACAGAUACCUAAAUGAAGACAGCAAUUUAUCCGUGAACUCUGAGCCAAGCAGUCCUCAGAGUAGUGCUAGCAGUCGCUCUGCUUCACCAGAUGACAUUCUUGAGCGUGUUGCAGCUGAUGUCAAGGAAUAUGAGAGAGAAAAUGUUGAUAACUUUGAAGCUUCUGUCAAGGCAAAACACAACUUGACAUUGACAGAACAGAAUAAUGGAAGCCAACAAAAGAAAAUAACUGCUCCUGACAUGUUUACAGAAUCUGAUGACAUGUUUGCUGCAUACUUUGAUAGUGCUCGUUUUAGAGCUGCUGGAAUCGGAAAAGAUUUUAAGGAAAAUCCCAAUUUGAGAGAUAAUUGGACAGAUGCAGAAGGCUACUAUCGUGUAAACAUAGGUGAAAUAUUGGAGAAGCGAUAUAAUGUCUAUGGCUAUACGGGUCAAGGAGUUUUCAGUAAUGUUGUGCGUGCUCGAGAUAUGGCCAGAGCUAAUCAGGAAGUCGCCGUCAAAAUCAUCAGAAACAAUGACCUAAUGCAAAAAACUGGCUUGAAAGAAUUGGAGUUUUUGAAGAAAUUGAACGAUGCAGACCCAGAUGACAAGUUUCAUUGUUUGCGGUUGUUCCGACACUUUUACCAUAAACAGCACUUGUGUCUUGUAUUUGAACCACUUAGUAUGAACCUGCGUGAAGUUUUGAAGAAAUAUGGUAAAGACGUUGGCCUGCACAUCAAAGCAGUGAGGUCAUACAGUCAGCAACUAUUUUUAGCUCUAAAGCUUCUAAAAAGAUGCAAUAUUCUGCAUGCUGACAUCAAACCUGAUAACAUUCUGGUAAAUGAAUCCAAAACCAUCCUGAAGCUUUGUGACUUUGGAUCAGCAUCUCAUGUGGCAGAUAAUGACAUUACACCAUAUCUUGUCAGUAGAUUUUACAGAGCUCCUGAAAUCAUAAUUGGCAAGAUUUAUGAUUAUGGAAUAGACAUGUGGUCAGUUGGCUGCACAUUGUCUGAGCUCUACACUGGAAAAAUAUUAUUCCCUGGGAAAACCAAUAACCAUAUGAUAAAAUUAGCCAUGGACCUAAAGGGAAAAAUGCCAAACAAGAUGAUUCGGAAAGGUGUAUUUAAGGACCAGCACUUUGACGCAAAUCUUAACUUCAUGUAUAUUGAAGUUGACAAAGUCACAGAAAGAGAAAAAGUUACUGUCAUGAGCACUAUUAACCCAACAAAGGACUUGUUGGCUGAUUUAAUUGGAUUGCAGAGACUUCCAGAAGACCAACGUAAAAAAGUGCACCAAUUAAAAGACUUGUUGGACCAGAUCCUAAUGCUAGAUCCAGCGAAACGAAUAAGCAUCAAUCAAGCACUUCAGCACCCUUUCAUCCAGGAAAAGAUCUAAAUGAUUUGACUAGCUCACACAUCGGGAUUGAAGACCACCUACAGCAGCCUGUUAAUGUAUAUAAACAUAUAAAUAUUUCCCUUGCAAAGUUGAGGAAGCAUGAAUCGUUCAAGAGUAUAUUUUACUUUUUAUCAAUCAAUUGUGAUAUAUGUACUUUUUUCACAGUAGGAAUGCUUGUAAAUUGGCUGAAUUGUACUCAAGAGUACAAAUGCAAUUUCCUUUGAACAUUAUAUUUGGGGAAAGAAAGUUGCAAUUUAAUUGUUGGAUGUUAAUAUUUUAUUUUUAGCGGUCCUGGCUCAUUUUUCCUUUUUUUUGUUCAUUUUUUUUUAAACUUUUGUUUUGAGAAAACAUGACGAGCAUAAAUGCUGUUUAUAUUCACGUUUUCCUAGGUUGUGUGCGCAGGCCUCAGCAGCAUGCUCUUGGUCUAUUCAGUGCCGAAGGGAGGCCUGUUCCUUCUAGAGCCUGCCUGCAGGGAUGGUCUCCUCUUUUAAAGCAGGUUGUGUACAACUUACAGUACACUGAAGGUAAGCUAAACCCAUCAACAUUGUUGGUAUUUUAAAAUGUUGUUGUGUAAAUGUAUAUUGAGACCUUGGUAACUAACUGUGGCAGCUUUCUGCCUCUGCAUGUUUCACAAGUGACCUACAGUUUUGUUAUUUUGUAAUGUUUUAAUUUGGACAGUACUUGUGGCAGUUUCAAUCCACACUUUCUCUCCAUUCCUUUUUACUGGAAUGUGCGCAAUUGAUGGAAAGGGGGUGCCUUCAGUGUACUGGAUCAUAAAUAUGUUCUUUUUUUGUCUUUAUUUUAGUCCAGUAGAUUCAUUAAAAAAAAAAAAUUCUAUAUAAAAUGUGAAACAAUCUGCAAAGAUUUAUGGGUCAGUCUAUCCACAACUGAUGAUUUAGUUAUAUAAUGAGACAGCGGUGGGCUAAAUUAGCCAAAGACUUCAUAAAGCUCCCGAGCCCGUUUUCUCCAGGGAUCUUGGCCUUGCCCUAUUCUGAACACAUCUGGGGGAAGAGAGGCAAUUUACAAGCAGUGCAGAGACUUCAGUUAUAAAAAUAUCAAUGCUGGAGAA
This is a messenger RNA of Rana temporaria (common frog), 4117 nucleotides long. RefSeq names its product pre-mRNA processing factor 4B (gene PRP4K). Gene Ontology annotation, biological process: peptidyl-threonine phosphorylation; peptidyl-serine phosphorylation; mRNA cis splicing, via spliceosome. Lineage: Eukaryota; Metazoa; Chordata; Amphibia; Anura; Ranidae. Bases 64 to 3048 code for a protein of 994 amino acids. The record is from RefSeq and is a predicted model, not a curated record. Gene Ontology annotation, molecular function: ATP binding; protein serine/threonine kinase activity. The transcript is spliced from 15 exons.